CGAUAUUGGAUAUUGGACAACCCGGGUUAUUUGAACCUAAAGUUAGGGCGCGAUCAUGUCAAAUAAAUUACUUUUUGGAAAGUCUCUUACCUCAUAUGAUGAGGAAGAUCUUGACGAGUUGUUAUCCAAACUCACUCAAGAAGAAUUAGAACAGUUAAAUGAUGAUUUCGAUCCGGACAAUUCUCUGUUACCACCAUCACAACGAUGCCGUGAUCAAACUACCAAAGCUCCAACUGGACCCUAUGAUCGGGAAAAGCUAAUCAGAUAUCUUAUCGAGAAAGCCAAAGCUGAAAAGGAUUGGGAAGAAGCUGUACCCUAUGAGAAAAAGACUAGAGGAAGAAUUUUUACUCCAAAGCAAAAUCUAUCAGAAAAUGCUCAAAAUGAGUUAUCUGAUAUGGGCUUCGAUGUAGAAUUUGAUGAAGAUGUUAACAAGGCUCUUGAAAAUGCUACAGAAGAUGAAUUAGUCGAUUUGGCUGCAGUUCUGGGUUUCACUGGGAUGCUGAAUCAAGUACAAUUUCAUGCCAGUUUAGAAGGUCGUAAAAUGGAGUUCGGUGGAUUUUCCGGUGUAGCUAAAGCUGAACGUCCAAAAAUUUUACCAGAUGAACCGCCGAAUUCUACUGAUGUAGAGGAUAGUAUUAAAAAGUUGGAAGAGAAUAAUUCAGAGUUGACCAAAUUGAAUUUGAAUAAUAUCAAGACAAUGAGUGCUGAAGUUGUCCAGCGUCUUUGUGCUGCUAUUACAAAGAAUACUAAAUUGAUUGAAUUACACAUGGCGGCUACUCGUUUAACAAAUUCAAUGAUUGAACCAUUCUUUGAUAUGCUACAAAAGAAUACAACAUUGAAAGUAUUGAAUUUAGAGUCGAACUUCCUAACGGGUGUUAUUCUUGUUCGUCUAUUGGAGUCAAUAGCUCAUGAAAAAAGUGGUAUAACUGAUUUACACUUGGCUAAUCAACGUCAAUCUGUACUAGGUGUAAAAAUUGAACAGAAUUUAACUGAAUUAAUUUUGGCUAAUCCACGACUGGUUCGUUUAGGCCUUGAUUUAGACACAAGUGAUGCACGUGUACGCACACGAGAACACGUCAAAGCAAAUCUAGAUCGUGUAUCCCGACAAGUUCGACGGAAUAAAAAUUAACAUUGAUCUGUGUUUGUCUCUACACACAAGCUGCACAUACACUCACAUAUAUAUAGUAUAUAGUACAUACAAACCUGCUAAAAAGUUGAUUCUGCUUAUAAUCCUCCUUUCAUUUCAUUUCUGCCUUAUUUUUUGCCUAUUUGUACUGUUUCGUUAUAUUUCUAGUAACUUAUAGCCCCCCCCCCCCUUUUUAAAAUUUUUUUACUGUUUUGCUUCAUGAUUGCUGUGGAAUUAAUUCAUAGAAUAACCUUAUUUUGUUGAAAAGCCUAACAAAUUGUGUGCAUGUGCGUGUAUGUAAAAGUGGUUGUUCAGCGUUGUCCUGUGUAUGUUUUGUCGAUUUUCUCUCUGUCAGACAGACAGACAUUCGCCUUUGUUGUCUCUGUACACGUAUCACAUUGUACCUUUUUAGCUUUCAUGAAUCUACUACAGUGCUUAUAACUCAUUUCAGUACUUCUUUGUUCAUCCGGUAGUCUUAUUGAUUCAGAGAGGGCUGUUUUUCUAUCAGUAUGUGAUACACAAGUAUUUCUUCUGUUUUUUUUCACUGUCGUUGAGUCACUCAUGUGGAGGUGUGGCUCUUAGACUGUUGGUCUAGACUCUUCACUUCUCAGUAUUCGAUCACGCGUUUGAAACCCGCUUCACCUGCGCCGAGUUAUCAUCAUCAACCCUCAAUAAUACAAUAGCUAUGCCUCAUCAUUUGCCCUAACUGUGCAUGGAAUUACAAAUGGUUGUUGUUAGUUGGGUAACAUUUCAUUUUUUACAUUGCCCCAACCCCAGUCCAAACACACACAAGCAUACUUUCUACCCCUUCCUUGAAAAUCAAUAUUAUAUAAUAGACAGAAGUUCAUCACCUCAUAUAUCCGUUUAAUUUCAUUUACCCCCAGGAUACCUCCUAGCUAUCACUGUUUGUCUACUGCUUUCACAUCACAAAACUAUUUAGUCAUUUCUCUUUCAUUUUGUUUAAAACUUUCACUAUUUUAGUGAUUUCAUGCGAAUAUAUACUGAAUUGUUGUCAGCUUUUAACUGAUUAUAUAAUAGUAAUAAUAAUAACAACAAUAAUAAUACUUGUUAUUUUGUGCAUUUGUCUUCACUGAAUUCUUGACUGUUCUUUUUUUGAUCUGGUUUAUCAAAACAAAAUAGGUGAAAGUUGGUAGUCGUUAUCUUUCAUGAUUAUUUUCGCUUCAUUCUAUCCUUCUCACCACCAUGUGUAUGCAUCCUUCAGGCUCGCUUAGCACUGACAGAAAUAGUAGUAGUAGUAGUCACUUAGUGCUUUCCAAAUAACAGUUUGUUAUUCAAGUUGUUGUUAUUUUCUUCUUCUUUGUAAUGCCACCUCCUGUGAGAGUAAAUCAGUAGUCAUCCAGUGUCUAUGAUUAUUAUUAUUUAAAUAUAUAC
Trichobilharzia szidati is the source of this 2518-nucleotide messenger RNA. The record is from the annotation of a GenBank genome assembly. Lineage: Eukaryota; Metazoa; Platyhelminthes; Trematoda; Strigeidida; Schistosomatidae.